This is a messenger RNA of Nestor notabilis (Kea), 870 nucleotides long. It is a transcript of the gene PDCL3, whose product is annotated as phosducin-like 3. The annotation marks the transcript as partial. The record is from RefSeq and is a predicted model, not a curated record. Lineage: Eukaryota; Metazoa; Chordata; Aves; Psittaciformes; Psittacidae. Gene Ontology annotation, biological process: protein folding; angiogenesis; positive regulation of gene expression. The transcript has 5 exons. Gene Ontology annotation, cellular component: cytoplasm.
GACCCAGAUAAAGACACAGAGUGGAAUGACAUCCUGCGCAAGAAAGGUAUCCUUCCUCCAAAGGAAAACCUGGAGGAACGGCAGCGUGCAGAGGAAGAGGAGCAGCUUGCCAUCCUUCAGAAGUCUCUUGUGAAAACUUAUGAGGACAUGACUCUGGAAGAGCUAGAAGAGAAUGAAGAUGAAUUUAAUGAGGAAGAUGAGAAAGCAAUUGAAAUGUACAGGCAGCAGAGGUUAGCAGAAAUGAAAGCAGCGCAAAUGAAGAAUAAAUUUGGGGAGGUUUUGGAGAUUUCAGGAAAAGAUUACAUUCAAGAAGUUACGAAAGCUGGAAAAGAUAUAUGGGUAGUCCUGCACCUCUACAAACAAGGAAUUCCACUCUGUGCCUUAAUAAAUCAACAUAUGAACGGGCUUGCAAGAAAGUUCAGAGAUGUGAAAUUCAUCAAAGCUAUCUCUACCACCUGCAUUCCCAACUACCCUGAUAAGAACCUGCCUACGAUAUUUGUCUACUUGGAGGGAGACAUCAAAGCUCAGUUCAUUGGGCCUUUGGUGUUUGGUGGCAUGAACCUGACAAGGGACGAAUUGGAGUGGAAGAUUUCAGAGUCAGGUGCCAUCAAGACUGACCUUGAGGAGAACCCCAAGAAGCAGAUCCAGGACCAGCUUAUGUCCUCAAUCAGAGCACGUGUCCCAGCCAGGAGUGAGAGUGACUCAGAGGAUGACUAACUUCUGCAGCAGCAUCAAGUACUUUGGAAGCCAGUGUUCCCACCUAGAGUACUGGAGACACCCAUGAAGAUCUCACUAAGCCCCAGAAGAGUAGUAUUUCAAGACAAACAUUUAUCUAGAAACUUUUAGAAACUAAAAAAGUUUUGAGGUUUU